Molecule: messenger RNA, 1011 nt
Organism: Plenodomus lingam JN3
Lineage: Eukaryota; Fungi; Ascomycota; Dothideomycetes; Pleosporales; Leptosphaeriaceae
Source: RefSeq, a predicted model, not a curated record
AUGAGGAAGGCCAGUCACCUCGACGGCCUGCUGCAAGAGAGCUCGUACGAUAUGCGCGAUGCCGGCCGCCGAUCACACCCGCCUGCCUCUUCCGACGACCCCUCAUUGUCGACUCCCUGUGCGACGAUCAACACAUCCCGCCCACGCUCGAAACCCCACCAAACGGCUGUCGACAUCGCGGCACCUGCCCGACGUACCUUCUUCGACCCUUGGAACAGCAGUUCUACCGGGCACCAGCGCGCGGAGAAUCGCCUGUCUGGAUCGACGUCGUGGCGUGUCUCGCGCAACCUCAAACUGGGGGAACAGUACAGGGCCGGGCUGGAUGGCGGCAAGAGGGUUACAGAUACAGUGGGUGCAGGCAGUGCCGACUUUGGCAACAACGGACGCAAAGAGAACGGAACUUGGGAGCAUGGUGCAAAGGGUCUAAGGCCUCGGGGGCAAAAGAGUCUUGUGGAAGCCUGGGGUGCUUCCAAAGCGAGCAAGGCGAAAUGUCAUGAAAAAGAUAUUGCUUCUGUCAAGGUGCAAGAUCCCAAGUCGGCACAGACAGACAGACGCCAAGAUCAUUUCCAAGACUCUGAUCUUGACCUUCAGAGCUGCCGAGGCGAACUGCCUGCGCAACCGGCAGAAAAACAGCUCUUCACUGGUCUUUGUUUUUACGUCAACGGCUCUACAGCUCCCCUAGUAUCUGAUCACAAACUCAAACAGUCCCUUGCCCUCUAUGGCGCAAGACACUCGAUUGCAUUAGGUCGACGAACGGUCACGCAUGUCAUACUCGGAACCUCAAACACACGCGGUGGCGCAGGUGGCGGACUGGCCGCGACCAAGAUGCAAAAAGAAAUCGCACGAACCGGGGGCAAGGCUGUCAAAUUCAUCACUGCCGAAUGGGUCAUCGAGAGCAUCAAGGCUGGCCGCCGGCUCCCAGAAUCCCGCUUCUCGCCCUUGAAACUCGCCUCACAGUCUCAGAAUAGCGUCUUGGAGAUGCAGGAGACCAAGAAAGCCGGCCAGGGAUGA